AGCAACGAGCAGAAACGAAACUUAGGGAGGUCAGUUAAAACGUUGCAUGAAGUUUGGGUGGGGCUCUUCGAGGAAAGGAAUUGCUUUCUGAACUCACAGAUACACAGAGAGAAGCACAGGUCAGACAGAAGCAUGGCGUCUUCUUCCUCCUUCUCAGAAGAUCUGACAUGUUCGGUCUGUUUAGGUAUCUUCACUGAUCCAGUAAGUGUCUUCUGUGGACACUCUUUCUGCAGGGAAUGCAUCACACUUUCUCUGAAAUCACUGGAUCAGUGCCCACAGUGUCGGGCGACUGUUCCUACAGACAGGAUGGAUUUCACAACUAAUCACAUCUUAAAAAGUCUUGCUGAAAAAGCAAAGGAGAAGGAAUCUGGAAAAGACACUAAGGCUGCUGUGGGGUUUUGCCCGGAACACGACGAGAAGCUGAAGUUGUUCUGCGUCACUGAUCAGCAGCUAACUUGUAUUAUAUGCAGAGACUGUGAAAGACAUGAAGGACACAAGUUUAAGCCAAUCAAAGAAGCUGCUGCAUCAGUCAGAAAGGAGGUAGAGACUCUGGUGGAAAAGGAAUCCUCUGACUUCAGUGCCAUAGAACGUCUGGCCGAGUCACAGAACAAAGAAAUAAGAAAAUCCAAAGAGAAGUCUCAGAGGCUGAGGAUCCAGAUUAGCAGCCAGUUUCAGGAGAUGCAGCAGUUUUUAAAAAGGAGAGAAGAUGAAAUUCUGAAUGAGCUGACAGAGAAGGAGAAUGAUGAGCUUGAGAAGAUGAGGGAGAGCUUAAACGUUGUUGAAAAAGCUUUAACUGAAGGCAGAGAGGUUUGGGAACAGAUGAAAUCUGUUCUGGAGAUUACAGAUCCUGAGAGUUUCCUAAAGAGCUGGCAAGAGAGCAAAAUGACACCAAAACCCAACCAGCAAGGAUCAAAUCUCCAAGUGGUGACCUCUUCUCUCUCACUGGGUCACUAUGAGAGCCACCUGCAGUGGUUUGUGUGGAAGGAGAUGCUACAGAUGAUCCAGCCUCAAGCAGAAAGGCUUUUAUUUAACAGCCAAAAGCCACCUGAUUGGUCCAAAUGGUCUGGUAUUUCUAAUAACUGGAAUCCAAUGCAAAGAAUGAAAUAUAAUUUUCCAACAUGUACUUGUCAUUCUAACUAUGUCAGUUUACUAUCACAGUGGCAGGAAUACUACAGACUUCAAACUACUUAUACGACUAGUGUAAACCAGAUCUCACCAGGACCACAUUAUUGGGAGAUAGAUGUUGAUAACAAGAACUGUUGGACAGUUCAGAUACUGAAACAUUCCCUGACAUGCAAAGAUAACAAAUACACCACCACUCAUAAAAAAGCUAAGAAAGAAGUGAAGUUUGCAAGCAAACCUAAAACAAUCGGCUUUUAUUUGAACGGCAACUCUCAGGAGCUCCACUUCUUUGAUGCAGACACCAUGCAGCAUGUUUUUUGUUUAUUAAACAGUGAGUAAUCUCUGCUAAAACUCAUAUUUGAUUACAAGCUUUGCCAAAAAGGAAGAACCAACUGGUUAAUAGGUUGAGGGUUACAUUUUCAUAUAGGAACAGGCUGGUCAAUUCUGUGCCUAACAUGAAUUCAUCUGUUGAAAAGUGAAUUUUCAUCUGUUUAGUUUUUCCUCAUUUAUCAAAGUUAUUUCUGUCUGUUUGAUCUGAAAUAUUUCUCUGACAAAUCAAAUACUGAAAAAUUCUCUUAGUGGACAAACUGCUGCAAGCAGAAACAUAAUUUUGUGGAUGUUGUGAUUUACAAUGUUUUCUUUUUUUACUUAUUUUUUUUCAUCUUUGUUGUUUUAAUAGCUGAAUUAAAAAACAUGUUCUAUCUUAUAUCUGAGAAGAUCUUCAAUCUUCUCAGAUCUUGAUUUUUGUUGAACUGAAGCAAAGCUUGUCAUUUUUCAUGCCUAGUCUAUGUUACAAUGCUUACAAAAUAUUGACUUAAAAAUGAUUUGGGUUAUAAUUUUACACUUGCCUUUAACUUUAAGAAUGAAUGUGUCUGAAUUGAAAUGUUAUGACAUGUACAAUGUAAUUCUUGUUUGCUGUUUUAAUAAUGUAAAUGUAAAACAAUUGGGUGAUAUGAAUAAAUAAGAAGGGAGAAAUGGUA
This is a messenger RNA of Xiphophorus maculatus (southern platyfish), 2102 nucleotides long. Its product is annotated as nuclear factor 7, ovary-like. The coding region runs from base 133 to 1461 and encodes 442 amino acids. The record is from RefSeq and is a predicted model, not a curated record. Gene Ontology annotation, molecular function: zinc ion binding. The transcript has 2 exons. NCBI's taxonomy places the organism in Eukaryota, Metazoa, Chordata, Actinopteri, Cyprinodontiformes, Poeciliidae.